Messenger RNA from Notolabrus celidotus (New Zealand spotty), 3848 nucleotides. RefSeq names its product CUB domain containing protein 1a (gene cdcp1a). NCBI's taxonomy places the organism in Eukaryota, Metazoa, Chordata, Actinopteri, Labriformes, Labridae. The record is from RefSeq and is a predicted model, not a curated record. The transcript has 9 exons. Bases 237 to 2708 code for a protein of 823 amino acids.
UUACAUUACCUGGGGCUCUUUGCCGCUGACACACUCACACAACAAACAGGAAGUGGAGGAGGUGGAGGAGUUGUCUCUUAAAAAGAAGCAGGGGCAAAGCUUCACGUACAGUAAACGAGGUGAAAAUGUGGCGCACGAAGAUUACGGUUGUGGACGAGAAGAAGAGAUGAACGUUUCGCACAAAAUCCCGGAUUUCUCCUCAGGAUCAAAACCAAAGAUCAACAUUGUGGGACAGCAUGCCCUCAUCAAGAGUCACUCUUCAGAUUGUACUUCUGACAGUCUUCUUUUUUACUGUUUCAGGGGCUCAGAAGCUAACUAUAACCCCUGACAGAGGCACCACCAUCAACAUCAGCAGCAGCAGCAGCAGUCAGGUCAAAGGUUGCCAAGUUUGCACAGCACCAGGGCGGUGUAGCACAUCCAUCCUGCUGAAAGACAGCACUCAUUACAUCUUGGAGUUUAAGUGCUCCAGACCUCAGGAUGUGUUCAGCGUGGAAAUUGUGCGAAAUAUUGAGUGUACCACAAGGUCGUGUACCAGCAACAUCAUCCAGGCCGACUACGGCUCCCUUCCUUUGCUGGAUUUUAACCGCAAGUUUACCUGGAACUUGAAAGCCUCCUCUUUAAAGGCGUUCAAAAUAGACUUCAACAAUGCAGGUUUUAGACAGAUUAACUCCUUGGAGAGAUGUUUAGACAAACACAGUUACACCCUCCAGGCCUCCCAGACCACAGGGAACGUGGUUGUUGGGAAAUACUGCAGAACAGGACCCAUCCACAGUGCUCAGGUACUAGACCGGGGCAGCUUUUCUCUGGAUGUUCCCGCAGGGCAGAAGCUCCAAACCGGCCAGUUAGAUGUGUCUGUGGGAGAGGAAAUCAAAUCCCUUGCAAAAAUGACAGUGAUGUUACCAAAAGGGACCUCGUCUGCAGAGCUGCUCUCGCCUAACUACCCUGAGAGUUUCCCUGACGAUGAUGUGAUGGAGUGGUACUUUCAGGUCCCUGACAAACACAAGGCGACCGUUCAGUUCUUAAAAGUAGUGCAGCCACGUUGUUUGAAGAAAGAGGCAGCAGUGGAAUAUCACAGCAAAGGCAGAGGGGCAUUGGUGCUGCGCCUGUCAGAUUCCCAGCCGGAGCAGAAUCAGGGAAACUUCUCUCUGACGCUCAGGAACUGUGAGAUGGACAGAAGACGAACUGAUUCUCCUGGACUGAGUCUAAACCUCAGGGUGUCUUCAUCAAGUAAAAGUAUACCAGCGGUAACCUGUAAAGUGGAUGUGAACAGAAUGGAGGGUCUUUCUCUUCACAUCGAGAAGUUGAGACCGGCCUCUGACUGCAAGAUGAAAAUAAACUCUGUGCUGAAGGAGAAGAUCACCGUCACAUCGAACAGUGACCUGACUUUCCAGGACUGCCAGCCAGACGACGUACGAGUCUCUGCCACCAGAGUCAUAGAGUGCAGCAGGCUGAAAGACUGCCCACAGACUCCGGUCCGUCUGCCUUGCUACCCUUCGAUGCCGUCCUGCCUCCCCACUCCUUUAAGCAGUGUAACCUGGACCCUGCGUCCUCCUCAGCACGGUACAGUGGAGCUGACCUCUCCCUCUGGACCCCUCAAACAGUCCCUUCCUGGACAGCCGUGCAAUGAUAGCUUCAUUAUCAAAGCAACUGAAGAUGAUGGCAACACUAUAGGACACUUCUGCCCCCAGGGAACCAUUCAGAAGAUCCAAAUUCACACAAACGUAACAGUCACGGUGUCCGUUCUUGGAACAAAAGCCACAAGGACAUCUUUAAAGCAUGUCCUGGAAGCUAGAUUGAAGGAGGAAAUAACAGAAAGAUACAUAUUCACAGUAUUUCCAAAGAGAGACGCUCCUGUCUUGUUAGCUACUCCUGGUUGGCCGUCGGGAAUGAAGUCUUCCUCCACUGUCUCCUGGAUUGUCACAGUUCCCAAAAAGAUGGAGGCCCACCUGAUGUUUACCAACCUCAACCAGCCCAAAUGCAGCAACCGACACACCAACAUCAGAGUGCAGAGAGUUGGCCGGCUGGAGGAGGAUUACAGCCGCAGAGAGGAUGAGGAGGCCGAGGAAGAGAUCACAGUCUCAGAGAGCUUCUACCUCAACAUGUCAAACUGCAUGCCGGAACGAGGGGACUUCAGUGUCAUCACCAAGAUCACCCUACAGAAAAGCCAGAACCUCCUGCUGACCAUCAUCCUGAGCGUGGUGGCAGCUCUGUUGGCCAUCUUUGUCAUCGUGCUGGUACUGGUCUGUGUGGUGAUAAGGAAGAAGAAGAAGAAGCUGAACCAACAGGUGUCGAUUUACAAUCCAAACGGCAUCAGCUUCUUGCCGGGAAACAACGGCUUCCCAAAAUCUCGUGAAGACAACGAGUCUCAUGUGUACGCCUCCAUCGAGGAUACGCUGGUCUACACACACCUGCUGAAAAAGGGGAGAGAGAUCGGCGUCUAUGGGGAGUUUGAAACCUACAGACCCUUCGCAGGACACUCGGACUCACAAAAGCCACUGGUCUCAAAAGACGGGGAGGACGACAACAGACAAGUGGGGACCUACCGACCCUUUCAGUACCCCUCUCAGCAGGCUCCUCCCCUUCCUGUCAGGCCUCCCAGCCAUGUUGACCCCAUGGUGGAGAACGAGAUAUACCAGACUGAGGGACAAAGUGAAGAGGAGCGUUCUCCCAAUCUGGGGCCACGUAUGGAGCCAGAGGGAGGGAACUGAGGAGAAGAUUGGAUUCAGCUUUCUGCUUUCCAUUUGACCUCCUUGAACUUUGAGACUUUCAUUCCCUGGCUUCUGUGUGAUUACCUGAUGUUCAGCCCUGCGAGAAGCUUUCGUUUUUUCUCUUGAGCAUAGUUUUGCACCAAAGCGGGCACACAAAAUGACCCUGCUCAAACCUGCCUGCAGCUGUUACCUUGUUUUAUCUCAGAUGAAGGCACAUUUGGUUUUCAAAAGCAGAAUACCAUCAUCCCUUUUUAAAGCAGUUUUUAUACCAGUUUCAGGCAGAUUCUUUUAAUUUGAGAUAUUUUGUACAUAUUCAAGAGGCUUGUUCUUUUGAUUAGAUCACUGAGAGAACUCCUUUACUCUUGUAUCUCUCUAGCAUCAUCAAAACAUGAUGACCUGUGUUGCAGGAGUUUGAAAUAUCUGUAUAUGAGCAUAGACACUCUUAAAGAUACAGCAUGAUUACAACAGAAAUGUGCCAAACAGACACUCCUGAUAAUCCAGUCUCUACAGUCUAAUCUCAAACUUGCUUUCAGCAAUUUAAGGACCAGGAAUAAAUAAUAAUGUUGCAUUUGUCCUUUUUUGGACCCAUACUUUUUGGAUUCUCAAGACUGAUCUGCUGCUAACUAUGUGAUCUUUGACGUUUUUCUUAAAGGGACGUUUUUCAUUUUGUCUUCUUCAUCCUGUUGAAUGGGAAUCACCAGCAAAAGGUCUCAUUUCACUUUUAUGUUUUUAGGACCGUUUUUAAGAUCUCUUGUUUGCUAUAAUAACAUGAAACCAAACAUACACAAUUACUAGCAAUCUGAGUACAAAGUUACAUCCCACGAAGAAAUAUCGAAUUUUUUUAGACUGAAUUUGUUGUGUUUAGUUGUAGGUACAUUUUACAAGAAACAGACUGUGUGAUUGUAAGCUACAGUUUUUGAUUAAUUUAAUAGCAUUAAAAGUUGGAUGGGAAUGACAAAUGGCAUGCUGAAGUGGUAUAUUUGGGUGUUUAUUUUAACAUUUGUGAAAACACUGAAUACAAUGGGUUUUCUUGUAAAGCCCUGAUGCCUCCUGCAGUUCAUUCCCUGAACUACAGAGGGAGACAAAGUUGCCAUAAAUCUGUUCCUGUCCUGUGCUAAUAAAACACGCUCUGCUCUCUUA